AUGAAAGUACAUGUGUUUGGCAACACCCCUUCACCUGCUGUAGCGACAUAUGGUUUACGUGAAGCUGUUUCAGAAGCUGAAAAUGAUGUGCGUUCUUUUGUUACGAAUGAUUUUUAUGUAGAUGAUGGUCUGAUCUCUUUUGCAGACAAGGAUGAUGCAAUUGACCUUAUGCAAAGAACACAAAAAGCUCUCAAGGAUAAUGGGAACAUACGAUUACACAAAAUCAUUUCAAACGAUAUCGAUGUGAUGAAAGCUUUUCCUUUAGAGGAUUUAGGAAAAGAGUUAAAAGAUUUAGAUUUGUGCUCAGAUACUUUGCCUGUUCAGCAUAGUUUAGGUUUGUCGUGGAAUUUACAGACAGACAUGUUUAUCUUUCGUGUUAAUGAUGAUGAAAAACCAAUCACCCGUAGAGGCAUACUUUCAACUAUUAACAGUUUGUUUGAUCCGUUGGGUUUUAUUACGCCGCUAGUCAUCAGUGGAAAAAUUCUACUUCGAGAAGUUGUUCCACCAGGAACUGAUUGGGAUGAUCCGCUGUCGAUUGAUCAUGAAACAAAAUGGAAAAACUGGUUGAAGUCUUUGAAAUCUUUUAGUUGUUUUGAAAUACCGCGUAUGAUUGUUCCGGUAUCUAUUUCUUUGACACGUCAAGUUGAUAUCCACAUUUUCUCUGAUGCUUCAGAACAAGCAAUCUCUGCUGUAGCUUACCUGGAGGCAAUCGAUGAAACUGGUUCGUCAUUUAUAGGUUUUCUUACUGGAAAGUCGAAACUUGCACCUAUCAAAGGUCAUACUAUUCCUAGAUUGGAACUGUGCGGUGCCGUGUUGGCUACGGAAGUCGGAGAAGCGAUAUGUCAUCAUAUAAAUCUUUCUCAGAGUGUUUGUCAUUACUACACAGACAGUCGAGUAGUGUUAGGAUAUAUAUGUAAUACCACCCGUCGAUUCUUCACAUAUGUCAGUAAUCGUGUAGAAAAGAUUCAUACAGUGUCGGAACCUUCACAGUGGUCAUAUGUAUCAACGGAUAGAAACCCAGCUGACUUAGGGACUAGAUUUAUUAGCUGUUCAGACAUGCAAAUUAUUAGUUCUUGGAUUAACGGACCGAAAUGGUUAAUAAACAAGGAACCUUUUGAUAUUGUAUCUUUUCCGUUGUUAUCACUACAUUGCGAUUAG
Mytilus trossulus (common blue mussel) is the source of this 1158-nucleotide messenger RNA. RefSeq lists its product as uncharacterized. NCBI's taxonomy places the organism in Eukaryota, Metazoa, Mollusca, Bivalvia, Mytilida, Mytilidae. The record is from RefSeq and is a predicted model, not a curated record. The transcript has a single exon. Bases 1 to 1158 code for a protein of 385 amino acids.